AUGCCGAUUCCCCUCGUGGACUUGCCUCGCCUCACACGAUCGCUAACCGCCUCCGCUCUCGGCCGCGCUUUAGCCCCACAUUUCAUUUCCUUCAGCCACCGCCCGGGCCUCUGCUGCCGCCCCCGACGCUCGCUGUCGCGAGGGGAGCCACCAUCGCGCGAUCGUCGCUCGUCGCUCGCCCCAUCACGGCCUCGCCUUUCCUCACAUAUUCCGCUGCUCCUGAUGCCGCCGUCACCGCCGGCGUGCGAAGAUCUAUUCGGGCCCGACAACGACGAGUACGCGCGCACGACGCCCUUCAGCGCCAUCACACCCGCGGAAAUCCCCUCCCCUCCUCCUCCCGAUUAUUCCGCGCAUGAACGCGGAAACCAGGGGGGAGCAUACGGGAGUGCAGGCGGGGGCUUCGGCAGGCGGGGGAGAGGCGGGCGCGGGCGGUGGGGCAGAGGCGGAAGCGAGUGGGAGGAUCGCGGGCAGGGGUAUGGCGGGAGGGGGCGGCACUGGGCCGGCGGAGGGGACUACGGGGGAAGAGGUGGCGGACAUGGGGGAGGCGGGCGGUGGGGAGGCGGCGGAGGGGGGAGAGGCUGGGGAGACGACUUCGGGCGGGGGGCUGGCCUGGGCGGACCUAGAGGGGGGGGACAUGGGGGAGGGCGGGGGGGCGGAAGGUUCGGGAGGGGAAUGGGGGCAAUGGGGGGCGCGCACAUGGGGGGGGCGCGGCAGCACGUGGGGCCGGCGUUCCAGGUGGUGCCGUGCAGCCUGCCCCACGUGGUGUCGGUGGCCGUGCUGGGCGCGUGUGGGCACCACGACGCGGCGCUCAAGGCGGCGAAGCUGCCGACGCUGCAGAAGCCCACGGCGCUGUGGGGCUUCAGCCGCCUGGCGGACGGCUCCGUGUGGAGCGACGAGCGCUGCUUGCGCCGCCUGCGCCCCGCCAUUCUCGGCAAGGAGGGGCCGGGCGGGUGGGGGGCGGUGGACCUGAACGAGGGGUUCGAGGGGUUUGUGGAGAAGCGGGAUGGUGGAGAGGCGCACGAGGGAGGCGGCGGAAAGGGGGAGGAGGGCGACGCGGGUGGUGAUGGGGCUGGCAGUGGCAGUGGCAGUGGCAGUGGCGGUGGCGGAGGUGGUGGUGGUGAGGGCGAGAGUGGGUUUGCGGAUGUGCUGGUGGGCAUGCGGUGGGUGCUGAAGAAGCAGGUGGCAGCGCUGCAGCCCGGCAUGGCGCCGGACCGGCUGCACUUCGUGACGUUCCGCAACAACCUCAACAAGCUCAUGGGCGUGUGCUACAACCGCCACGACGCGUGGCAGAUGGGCGUGCACAAGCGCCUGGGGUCCGUGUACCUGCACGUGCACAGGCCGCCGGGCGAGCAGCAGCACAAGUCGGAGCAGCAGCGCCGCUUUGAGUUCUACGGGUACGCGUUCGAGCACGCUGCGACGGAGCCAAGGAAAACUGGCCUGGGGGAAGGUGGAGGGGAGGAGAGCACAGUGAUAGACGCUAACGAGGAGUUCUGCGCGGUGAUGAAGACGAAGCUGGGAGCGCAUCGCGUGCUGAUGGGGGCGGAGAUGGACUGCUACGAGUGGGUGAACGUGCCACAGCCCAACAACGCGGCGCCCAGGCCCGAGAGGAUCUUCGUGGAGCUCAAGACCAGCCUGCUGCCGGAGAGCGAGGGGCAGCGCGAGCGGUUUGAGCGCGACAAGCUGCUGCGGUGGUGGAUCCAGUCGUUCGUGGGCGGCGUGGGCGCCAUCGUGGUGGGCUUCCGGGACACGCGGGGGCGCCUGGUGAAGGUGGAGCGGUGGAGCCUGGGGGAGGUCACGAGGCGCGUGAAGGGCAAGGACUACUGGGAAGCGGGGUCGGUGCUGACGUUCACGGACCAGGUGCUGACAUGGCUGUACGGCAGCGCCCAGGAGGGCGGCGACUAUGUGCUGCGGUUCGUGCCGGGGCAGAGCCGGCUGGAACUGGCUGCUGCUGAUGGCUGCCCCGCGUUCAUUGAGAAGCACUGCCAGGAGCUGGCCGCCAUGGGCAUCACUUAA
Closterium sp. NIES-65 is the source of this 2013-nucleotide messenger RNA. The record is from the annotation of a GenBank genome assembly. NCBI's taxonomy places the organism in Eukaryota, Viridiplantae, Streptophyta, Zygnematophyceae, Desmidiales, Closteriaceae.